ACUUUCGCUUUCUUUUCCGGUUCGGACAGGCUUUGCGACGUUGACAACUUAAAAAAAAAAAAACUCGCUAACAUAGACUAAAGGCAUAAAGGAAAGGUCACUUUAAGACUAAAACAGACUGUAACAAAAUGCCUCUGUGUUACAUUCACACAAACAAGAAAGAGUCUGAUUUAAAAGAAGGCAUUGAAUUAAGAUUGGCAGCAGGAAUAGCACACAUAUUGAGUAAACCUUUGGAGCGGAUGAUUAUCAUCAUUGUUCCUGGUGUUAGGUUACUUCGCCAUGAAAGUACUUCUCCUGCCUGUACACUCAAUAUAAAUGCCAUUGGUGUAUUUGAUGCUGAGAGGAAUCCUACAUAUUCACCAGCUAUUAAAAAAUUGCUUCAAGAUGAAUUGGAGUUACCAGCAGAGAGGUGUGUGAUUGUGUAUCAUGAUCUAGACAAAAACUUCCUUGGGUGAUUGAUUGGAGAAGGAGAGAUCUAAGAUUUCAAACAGUGAUUAUAAUUAAACAGAGAUGGUUGGAUGUUUAAAAUUUCAAAUAGUCAUUGAGAUUUAAAAAAAAAUAUUUUGUUAUUUUAAUAGAAUCAGAAAGGUUUAUUUUUUCUUUUCUGUAAUAUUUUACAAGCUAUGGGUCGCUUGUUAUUGAUGAAUUAAAUCAUCAACAAUGUUUAUGUUUUUUUUUCUAAGCUUGAAGUAAUCAGAUUUCCCUAUAUACUCAGGUUGUGUCAAAAACAGAACUUUCUUUUUUUCCUUGUGUAUAAAUUUGCAGGCAAGGAGACUUAACUCUCUAAAAACCAUCUCAAAAGAUUACUUAAUAGGACCAGUUAAUGCUAUCAAUUAUUAAAAUUAACCAUUGAUUCAAUUAAAACAAAGUCGUAUCUACAGUUGUAUGUUUUCAAUAAAAGAAAAUUAAGUCAGUUUGUUUUUAUAAUUGCUGCAUUAAAACAAGUGCUUUACUUUAAAGUUGAUUGCACUGUGUCAAAUACAUGUCCAUAGGUCAUCAAAUUGUAUAACUAUUUCAUAAAAUAAUUCUGUAUUAUGAUCAGUGAUCUGCACUUGUAUAUUGUAGACCUUAAAAUUAAAUCAGUACCUGCAUGAGCUCUCCAAUAAUUUCUUACUAAAAUUCACUUACAGCAAACAAAAGAAAAGUAUUUGUCAUUAAAUAUCCAUCCUUGAUAUAAUAUAAUCUACUGAUCUAAACACUAUUUUUGGCCGAUAGUAGUCAGCUAUAUUUUAAUAGUACUUUAAAUUUCAUUCCUUAUUAUAACUGUGAAUGUAUGUUAGAUGGUAUUAAUAAAAUUGCAUUUUGUAUACUUCUUUAUGCAGCUUUUAUUGUAACUGUUCAACUGUCAUGAUAAUUGUGUCCCUCAGUGUGGCUUAAAAGGUGGUGGUUAUUUUUACUUUAUGUUUCUGAUUGCAUAAUAAGGAUUUGGAAUGUACAUUUUUCUUUAAUUAAUGCUGUUUAUUUUCAAUUGCUGAAAUACCAAUGUUCCAGAGGCUAAAAAUUACUUUAUGAUGAACAAAGUGCAGCAACAAGUUAGAUAAAUUAGUCAUUGUACUCGUAAAGUUAGCAUGUCUACAAAUUUGUGCUCUAAUCUAAUCCUAGGGUAUCAAUACAAUUUAUAGAUAAAUUUUUAUCAUGACAUUUUCACUGAAUUAGGGGAAACAACAGAGUUUAUUAAUUAUUUCAACUUGGGAUUUAUUUCUUAUUCAGGCAUAUUUACUUGGUAUAAAACUGAACUAUUUUAACUGCUAGAACUAGUAGAACACCUCCAAUCAUUGUGAUAUGAUUUUUGAAGAUUGGUACUUUUACUAAAUUUUAGUUGGAUUGACAUAUUCAAAUACACAUUUUUAAACUUAUGUCUAGCUUCCAGCUCUUGAAAAUAUAGUUCACAGUUUUGCUCAAUUAUUUAAGGUUGUAUUUGUAUGUUCAUGUUACUUUUCUCAACAUAUUUUAUGAUAAAACAAAAUGAUACCUAUUAGUAUUAUAAUAAAACAUUUUACAUCAGA
Messenger RNA from Physella acuta, 2006 nucleotides. RefSeq names its product macrophage migration inhibitory factor. NCBI's taxonomy places the organism in Eukaryota, Metazoa, Mollusca, Gastropoda, Physidae. Gene Ontology annotation, molecular function: phenylpyruvate tautomerase activity. The record is from RefSeq and is a predicted model, not a curated record.